AUGGUCCCCAAAAUUCAGUUAUACCUCGUUAUGAGCUCUAGAUUAAGUAAUUGUUGGCCAUUGAAAUAUCUCAAAAGCAAUAAUGGACAUGUUAAAGAUAAUCCACAUGAACCAGAAACCUGGAAACAUGCCAAGAGUGAGGGACACGAUGAUUAUGGUCUUCUUGUCAGUGAGAAAGCGAGGAAAUAUGCCAUGGUGAAGGAACUUGAAGAGGCAGUGGGUCUCAAGGAGGGAANUGUUGUUCUCCAGUUUGAAACUCGGCUUCAGAAUGGCCUCGAAUGUGGUGGAGCUUAUCUAAAAUAUCUCCGACCACAGGAUGCUGGAUGGAAACCUAAGGAAUUUGACAACGAAUCUUCGUAUUCUAUCAUGUUUGGUCCUGAUAAGUAUGGGGCCACAAACAAAGUACACUUCAUUUUCAAACACAAGAAUCCCAAGAGUGGGGAGUAUAUGGAGCACCAUCUUAAGCAUCCCCCUUCUGUCCCUUCUGAUAAAUUGUCUCAUGUUUACACGGCUAUUUUGACGCCUCACAAUGAGGUGCAAGUUUUCAUAGACGAGGAACAGAAGAAGAAGGCAAACUUCUUAAGUGCUGAUGAUUUUGAACCUCCUCUUAUCCGUCCCAAGACAUUCCCAGAUCCUGAGGAUAAGAAGCCAGAGGACUGGGAUGAGAGAGAGAAAAUUCCAAACCCAAGUGCGGUAAAGCCAGACGAUUGGGAUGAGGAUGCACCCUUGGAAAUUGUUGAUGAAGAAGCUGAAAAACCUGAAGGAUGGUUAGACGAUGAACCUGAUGAGAUAGAUGAUCCAGAGACAAUUAAGGUUCUUAAUGGGAUUUUUAAUUAA
Molecule: messenger RNA, 837 nt
Organism: Vigna radiata var. radiata (mung bean)
Lineage: Eukaryota; Viridiplantae; Streptophyta; Magnoliopsida; Fabales; Fabaceae
Product: calnexin homolog
Exons: 2
Coding region: 1-837 (278 amino acids)
Biological process (GO): protein folding
Cellular component (GO): endoplasmic reticulum membrane; endoplasmic reticulum
Molecular function (GO): calcium ion binding
Source: RefSeq, a predicted model, not a curated record